Trichoderma harzianum CBS 226.95 is the source of this 1181-nucleotide messenger RNA. RefSeq lists its product as hypothetical. Lineage: Eukaryota; Fungi; Ascomycota; Sordariomycetes; Hypocreales; Hypocreaceae. The transcript has 4 exons. The record is from RefSeq and is a predicted model, not a curated record. Bases 378 to 1139 code for a protein of 253 amino acids.
AAGACUUUGGCGUGUUGAAGAUCGGGAUGAUAACCUGCAGUCAAUCCUCACUGCGGAAAUGUCGAUGAACUCAUAGUGCGAAUCUCAGAUUUGAUGCUUAUAUAGAUCCAGAGGGGAGAAUUAGAGUUUCCCAUUGGAUCGGCUGGUACAAAGUGCCUGUUAGAUCCUCGAUCCUGUUCCACCAUCUCAACUGGCAAUGAGAUGAAGAAUACUGCUGCGUUGUAUAACGUCAUUUGAAUUGACACCACACGCAGCCAAGAUAUAAAAGCAGCCCAGUUCCAAGCGAUUUAGCUAUGCUUUUGGCAAACUGAAUUGAAACUGUCGGGUCGCAAGCCCCCAACUAUGAUUAAUUAUCCUCCCAUCUCUAGAGAAACUUAAUGGAAACUGUACUCGUAGUCGGAGCUUCUGGCAACAUAGGAGUCUCUGUCAUAAUUGCUGCUUUGCGAAGCGGGCGUCGAGUGCUCGCCAUAGUCCGCAGUAGUGCUGCAGAAAAGAAAAUUGUCCAACACGUUGGAACAAAGGAUGGAAUCACCUUUGUUGAGGCUCAGGUGACAGAUGAGAACAGCGUUCAAAAAGUGGUUGACAGAGUCAAAGCUGGCGAACUCCCAGAUUUCCAACACGUCUAUUCUGCCGUCGGCAAGAUGGAGACCACACAUCCCACACAAAAUCUUAAAAUGUCUGCCUUCCGCGAUAUCAUGAGCAUUAACUUGGAGGGUAAUUUUUUGGCCUAUCGAGCUACCAUUCCGUACUUGAUCGAUCAAGGGUAUCCUAACGCCACCUGGACGCUCGUAACAGGAUCACUGGGUGACUUGGGCUUUGCUGGCGUCACGGCUAUAUCGCAAGGCGCACUUUUCUCUUUGGCAAGCGUAGCCUGUUUAGAGAACUUCAAGACCAAUGUUCGCUUCAAUGAGGUGUAUCUGGGCUAUCGCGUCGACUAUGAUUCCGUCGUCGAGGAGGAAGGAGGGGAUAAUCGGAUGAAAUCUUCCGAGUUUGCUCAUGUCUAUGAGACCAUUCUCGCCAAUCCAGACAUCAGAGGAUGUCGAAUUACGGUUUCUGGCCCAGAGGACGUUGAUCAGCUCAAGUACAAAAAGAAGCUCCCUGACUAUGAUUACGACUCACUAUUUGCCGAGUAUAUGUGAUUACUCGCAAUACGCGGACGAACAUUCAAAAGAGGGAGAAGA